GGACACAUACAAGCCUGAGAAAGAGGAGAGAAGAAGCAAAAGCAUUACAUGGACACACACAUCAUUAUCAACAACAAACAUCAUGCAAUAACACAAACAGCAUUCAGGCGGUAAACAAAACCUAAAAGGAAAACACACUAACACAGAGACAAGCUUCAGAUCCUAGGAUCCUCAGCUUUGUUCCUUACCAACAUCAUUGUCAACAUCAACCGCCUCCACCAUUGCUAAAUCUCUGUCUCUGUCUUACUCUUAUUUUUUUAUUUGGAAAAAGAGAGAGAAUACUUUCUCUCUAACUGUCAAAGCCUGUUGAUUGAAAGCAAAGUUUCAAUCUUUCUCAGACACAAAGGCAGUGAGAGACAAAGUGUGAAUAGGAAGACAAAAAUAACAGUUACCCACAAAAGGGGUUUCUUAAAAUCCCAGCAAAACUCAUGCUUUCUCUGGUUACUCAACAGACACUACUCUGUGUUGUGCAAUCAUUUAUCGGGGUUUCUUGAGCUUAUUUGAGGAAUGUUUUGUUCUUGGUGCAAUGUGGGUUCAAUUUUGUAGGUGAGUGAUUCUGUUGGAACUUCAGAGGGAAAAUAAUAAAAGAAAUGGCUUUGUUUAGAAAGUUCUUCUAUAGAAAACCACCUGAUGGGCUGUUGGAGAUCUCUGAAAGGGUUUACGUCUUUGAUUGCUGCUAUUGUAUGGAUACUUUUGAAGAGGAAGAAUAUAAAGUGUACAUACGAGGCAUAGUGGGUAAGCUUCGUAACCAUUUGCCUGAUGCUUCAUUUAUGGUGUUUAAUUUCCAAGAAGGUGAAAAUGAAAGUCAGAUUGGUAGUGUAUUGUCUGAAUUUGACAUGACUGUGAUGGACUAUCCUCGGCACUAUGAAAGUUUCCCCUUGCUCUCAAUGGAGAUGAUUCAUCAUUCCUUGCGGUCUAGCGAAAGCUGGCUGUCACUUGGGCAACAAAAUGUGGUCUUGAUGCAUUGCGAACGAGGGGGGUGGCCGGUUCUGGCUUUCAUGCUAGCUGCAUUAUUGCUAUACGGGAAGCAGUUCACUGGUGAGCAGAGAACCUUAGACAUGAUUUACAAGCAAGGGCCUCAAGAGCUUUUACACCUGAUGUCCCCUAUUAAUCCAUUACCUUCGCAAUUGAGGUACUUACAGUAUGUAUCAAGGAGGAACAUGGGAACACAAUGGCCUCCGCUGGAUAGAGCACUUACAUUGGAUUGCAUUAUUCUUAGAGUCAUUCCUUGUAUGGAUACAGAGGGGGGUUGCCAGCCAAUAUUUAGGAUACAUGGACAAGACCCUUUUAUGGUUGUUGAUAGGACUCCUAAAGUUCUGUUCUCAACACCAAAAAGGAGCAGAUUUGUCCAGCAUUACAAGCAGGCAGAUUGUGAAUUGGUUAAAAUCGACAUUAAUUGUCAUAUCCAAGGUGAUGUUGUCAUGGAGUGUAUUAACUUGGACAGUGAUCACGAGAGGGAACAGAUGAUGUUUCGGGUCAUGUUUAAUACUUCCUUUAUAAGUUCAAAUAUCUUGAUGCUUAAUCGUGAUGAAAUCGACACCUUAUGGGAUGCAAAGGAUCAAUUUCCCAAGGACUUCAGAGCAGAGGUUCUUUUCUCAGAGAUGGAUUCUAGUACUCCUAUUGGUGCAAUUGAUUUGCCUGGUUUAGAAGAGAAAGAUGGCAUACCUGUGGAAGUGUUUCCCAGAGUUCACGAGAUUUUCAGCAAUAUGGACUGGCCAGAUACAAAAACUGAUGUAGCACAAAAUAUGCACCAUCAUAUCAUGGAACCCCAAGAAAAUUUGGACAGCUCUCCCCAGAGGGCAGAAGGAGGAAGUGUACUGAUGGAAUCAACCUUUGUCAGAGUUCAAGAGAAACCGAAACUAAAUGAAUCAGAAAACAAGACUCCAAGUCCCACUUCCAUUACCCUGGUGAAACAAUCCACUCUCUCUUUCAAACCAUUUUCAGAUACAAAUUCAGUAAGAGAGGAGGCUGAACCCCAAGAACUAAAGGUUGCCCUCCAAUCUAUGCCCUCUAUUAAAUCAUCUCCUGAUGCAAAUUCAGCUAGGGAGAAGGUAGAACCCCAAGAACUGAAGGUCGCUUGCCAAUCUACGCUCUCUAUUAAGCCAUCUUUAGAUGCAAUUUCAACUCAAAAGAAGGUUGAGCCACAAGAGCUCCAGGUUGCUCUCCAAUGGCCAGCUCAAUCUAAGAUCAUAUCACAGCGAGUACCCCAGAGAUCACUCUGUUCUCCAGUUUCCUACGGCAAUAACUUACAGGGCUUACCUGUGCCUAUGUCAAGAUACCACAGUGCACCCUCUGCCCUAGGAAUUACAGCUUUGUUGCAUGAUCAUGCUGUAUCUAAAGGCGAAGAAGUCGUGCGUCCAGUGACAUUAUCUCUGCCUUCCUCAGCUAUUUCAUCUCCAAUCACAGGUGUGCUUAAACCUCCACCACUCAAUAAUGUGUCUGCUCCAAGGACACCACCACUUCCUACACCAUUGCAAUCUUCAUUUGAAGCUCCUAAAACAACAGAAAAGCCUUCUCCAACAUGUCAUAUUCCUCCAGCUAUUCCUCAACCUAUUUCAAUUUCUUCUCCCGUCACAGAUCCACCCAAACCUGCACAACUCAAUCAUGUGGCUGCUCCGGGGACACCACCAUGCCCUCUUAACCCAUUGCAAUCAUCAAUUGAAGCUCCCAAAACUACAAAUUUUUUUUCCGGUGCUUGUCAUAUUCCUCCUCAAUCCAGAGGAACAGAUUCUCUACUUAAUCAACAUCCUCAACCAACAUCAGACAGUAUCCACUCACCAUUGUUUCCAUCUCUUCUCUCUUCUCUUUCUUAUUCUUCUUCUCCUGUUAUCAAGAGUUCAUCUUCAGCUCCCCCAGCUCCUCCUCCACCCCCUUCUUUUUCAAAGGCAUCCCCAUCUCCUUUCACCAAGAAAUCAUUCCCAACUCCCCCUCCCCCUCCCCCUCCCCCUCCCCUGCCUCCUUUUACAGCAGCACCUCCAUCUUCCACUAACAGGAACUCGUAUUCAGCUCCCCCUCCUCUACCUCCUGGAAUGGCUUCAAAGGUUGCCAGCUCAGGUACUGCACAGUCUGGGAAGAACUUGGCUGUUGUGCCUGGACCACCACCACCACCACCUCCUCCUCCUCCUCCUCUACAUCCUGGAUCUACCCUGGGCCCUGCAAAUGCUCCUUCAGUGCCACCACCACCACCUCCCCCUCCUAGUUCUGUUGCAAAAGCUUCUUCAUUUAAUAAUGCCGCACAUAUUCCUCCCGUGCCACCUCCUGAUCCUUUGACUAAAGGGUUGUCAAGAACUAGUAGCGUCUCCUCACCUCCUCUACAUUCUGGAUCAGCCCUGGGCCCUGCUAAUGCUCCUUCAGUGCCACCACCACCCCCUCCUUCUAGUUCUGUUGCUAAAACUUCUUCAUUUAAUAAUGUCGCGCAUAUUCCUCCUGUGCCACCUCCUCCUGCCCCUUUGACUAAAGGGUUGUCAAGAACUAGCAGUGUCUCCUCACCAUCUCAUGCUGGAGUUAGAAAUGGAAAUGUGCCUUCAGUUCCUGGACCACCAUCUGGUGCUCCAUUUAGUGCAAAGGGGCAGGGCAUGUUACGUAUAAAUGCAAAAAAUCAACCCAGAAAAGCCAACCUGAAGCCUUAUCAUUGGUUAAAAUUAACCAGGGCCAUGUCAGGAAGUUUGUGGGCUGAGGCACAAAAAGCUGAUGAAGCUUCCAAGGCUCCUGAGUUUGACAUAUCAGAACUUGAGACUCUUUUCUCAGCGGCUGCUCCAAAUUAUGAUUGUGGGAGCACAGCAGGGAAAUCAAAUCGACGCACCUUGGGACAUAAAUCUGAUAAAAUCCAGCUGAUUGAACUGAGACGGGCAUAUAAUUGUGAGAUCAUGCUUUCAAAGGUUAAAAUUCCUCUGCCAGACCUGAUGAGUUCAGUUCUUGCUUUGGAUGAUACAGCAUUGGAUAUUGAUCAGGUUGAUAGCCUUAUUAAGUUUUGUCCAACAAAAGAGGAGAUGGAAUUACUCAAGGGUUAUAAUGGAGAUAAAGAGAACUUGGGAAAAUGUGAACAGUUUUUCUUGGAAAUGAUGAAAGUGCCACGUGCAGAGUCAAAGCUAAGAGUUUUUUCAUUUAAGAUACAAUUCCAAUCCCAGGUUUCUGAUCUCAGAGGCAAUUUGAAUGUUAUAAAUUCAGCUUCUGAAGAGAUCAGGAGCUCAGCGAAGUUGAAAAGGAUCAUGCAGACUAUUCUUUCCCUUGGUAAUGCUCUCAACCAUGGUACUGCAAGGGGUUCUGCUGUUGGAUUUCGAUUGGAUAGUCUCCUCAAACUCACUGAUACACGAGCUCGAAACAACAAGAUAACUCUCAUGCAUUAUCUUUGUAAGGUACUGGCUGAAAAGCUUCCAGAACUGCUAGAUUUUUCGAAGGAUCUUGUGAAUUUGGAGGCUGCAACAAAAAUACAAUUGAAAUAUUUGGCAGAGGAAAUGCAAGCUGUUAGUAAAGGACUUGAAAAAGUUAUGCAGGAAUUGACUGCUUCAGAGAAUGAUGGUUUGGUCUCAGAAAGUUUUUGCAAGAAUCUCAAGGUUUUUCUUGCUUUUGCUGAAAGUGAAGUGAGGUCUUUGGCUUCCCUUUAUUCCUCCGUGGGUAGAAAUGCAGAUGCACUGGCUUUUUAUUUUGGGGAAGAUCCGGCACGUUGCCCAUUUGAGCAAGUUGUGUCCACUCUGCUCAAUUUUGUGAGGAUGUUCGUCCGAGCACAUGAUGAAAACAAAAAACAACUUGAAUUGGGAAAGAAAAAAGCAGAAAAGGAUGCUCAAAAUGAGAAGUCCAUGAUGGCUUCUCCGAGAAAGCUGUCUGAAAACUUGGUACAGACACCUAUCAAAAGUGGGAUCUUCAAAUGAUCAAGUGCCGUGUACACCAUAUUCUGCCAAUCCAAUCAGGACCUGUUCUCUUACAGACAACACCAUUGCCCACCAUGGUUGAAGGCCCGUUACAAGCAAGCUGAGGCACUCACUAAAAGGGCAAAACUAGAAUUCAAAUCCAGAGAAGUGUUCUACAUUGCAGCAAGAAUUAAGCACUUAAAUGCAGCUGUACAUGGCAGGGACGGAUACUCAGUUUUUUGUGGCAACCCUUUCUUACAUGCUUGUGUGUUUCGGGGUUCUUCACUUCCGUUGCUGUUUCAGUGUUAUCCUUAUACUUCAUCUGCACCAUUGUUUACAAAGUUGCUUUGCUUUUGGAGCACAGAUGUUGGCAAUCUUUGAAGACAAAGUGCAAGACACUAGAAUCUUGUUGUCAAGAUCGGUUAUAGUUCGGUUUUCCAUAAUUCAUAUCGGUAGCUAGAUGGUAGGAGUGUUGUUUGUUAUGUACAUUUUGAUGUAUAGUGAUGUAAAUGUCUAUACGUAGUCAUUGUUGAAUACCACGAUUCAUCAAGAGCCUCACUUCUCAAAGAAAUGAAGAAGACAAUGUAGUUUCCAAUUGGAUGGGAUAAUUGUCUAAAGCCAUUGUCAACAA
This is a messenger RNA of Populus trichocarpa (black cottonwood), 5478 nucleotides long. RefSeq names its product formin-like protein 18. The transcript has 17 exons. The coding region runs from base 591 to 4868 and encodes 1425 amino acids. The record is from RefSeq and is a predicted model, not a curated record. NCBI's taxonomy places the organism in Eukaryota, Viridiplantae, Streptophyta, Magnoliopsida, Malpighiales, Salicaceae.